UGGUCAACUGUACUUAUGAACAGUACAACAUUUGGUGACCGUCAAGCAGCGUGUCCCGUGAACGAUUUGGCGCGCUUUUUUGACAUUUACAUUUCUUUUAAUUUAUGGCAUAGACUAUCCAUGAAUUAUCAGAACGAGUUUCGUGUACGAAAGUGAAUUAACAUAUUGCUAUAUCGUGCUGUGAGAGUGAAUGUGAAACUAUGUGUUGCAUAAGCGAUAAUAUUUUUGGAUGCUGAUGGAUUUUCCACGAUGCUUCACAUUUGACGCUCGUCACUUACGCAAUAUCAUUGUAUCUAUGAGAAUACGGAAAUUACCGAAUAAACCUCGUUUCUAAUUACGUUCAACUUUGUUACAUGCACUCAUUACAACUCUGAGUGCGCUCUCAAACAUUCGUACAAGUGUGUUAAAUGACGAAUAAAGAGAAAAAUGGAAAAAUGCCCAAGGAGAGAUCAAAAUCAGAUAGUUGCAACGCUAUCGCUAGGAUUUUGAAGGAUUUCUGCAGUUGUUCGGAGAACGCGGCGUGGUCACCGGAUAUGACAUCAGACCGCAAGGGUCCCUUCUUAAAGAGUGAACUGACAAACAUGUCGGGCAUGCGGAGACGAAUUAUGACGAUAGCAAAGAGGAAGAACAGGAAUACGUCACCCGAACCAAAGCUGAGCCGCGACACCUUCGACAACAAGUCAUCGUUGACAUCGAACCUCAUAAACACAACAUUAAGUUCACAGACCAGUACAAUAGGCAAAAACAUCGAUAACUUCCUAAUAUCGCGGAGGAUGGUCGCCCUGGAUGAAGACUUGUACGAAAAACCAAUUCAAGUGAAGAAUUCUUCAUAUGGAGAAAAUUGGUCGCUUAGCAAAGCGUGGAAGAACAACAACAUGGAAUUCUUCAAUCGAUCACCGAAUCUUGAAUCGAAUAGAUUAAUCGAACGCAACCUUCCGUUAGAAAGGAUAGACGAAGUGCCGAAACGGAAACGUGAUAGGAAGUUAAAGGAACAAAUGCGUUACGACAGGAACAUUAAACGUCAUAUACGGAUACGCGUAAUGCUGUCUUUAAGAAUGAGGCGUUACGUUAAAAAGAGAUUAAGAAAGCAGCACUUACCUCCCAGCCAGAAUUCAAAUGUGCCUCCGAGAAAAUUCCCACGCGGGACGCCUGCUACUUCUAGUUUUGGUACAAGGUCGUACCGAAGCGUGAUGACGGAUAAGAAUAGUGAUGGGACUGUAUUAUUCGAUGUACAUGAAGCAAGAAAUUCAACAUUGGAGUUGUGCCACGACUACGAUGAGGACCUCGACACUUUGGAUAUUGCUUUACGCGCCGGUAAUUUUAGGAGCGGUCGUUUAGCUGUCGAGGGCUGGUGGUGUGGGCGCGCUAUGGCGGGCGGGCGCGCCAACAACGGUGCCUUGGCGCUCCACUACGCAGCAGCAAGGGGCUGCCUUGACUGCGUGAGGCUUCUAGCCAACACUACACCUGAUGUUUCUGCCAACACGGCUAUGGACAAUGACGUCACGCCGGUCUACCUCGCAGCGCAGGAGGGACAUCUCGCUGUGCUCAAGUACCUCGUCCUCGAGGCCGGAGGACGGUUGGAUGCGCGCGCGCGAGACGGAAUGCUUCCCAUACACGCUGCUGCACAGACUGGUUGCUUGGACUGCGUCAAAUGGAUGAUCGUAGAACGUGGUGUGGAUCCAAAUGCGAGAGACGGAGAUGGCGCUACGCCACUCCACUUCGCAGCAUCACGCGGUCAUCUGUCGACAGUACGUUGGCUAUUACGUCACGGAGCCCGACUACACUUGGACAGACACGGCAAGAGCCCUAUCAACGAUGCAGCUGAGAAUCAUCAUUUAGAAUGCUUAAACGUGCUGGUAGCUGCUGGUGCGGCUGGUGCGGACAACAAACAAUUAUCAUUGUACAAAGCGAUCCAUUCCUGCGCAUGCGUACCUGGGGAGGCUAGAUGUGCUCUACAAAACUGCAUCAACGCAAACGGGACCCGGUCCCCAUUCUAUCUCCACGCCCCAGAGCGCGAGAGACGCAGCUCACAUGAACGAAGAGGAUCCUUAUCAUCAACUGUGGGAUCUAUCAGCUCGGCCAGAUCCGGACCAGCCGAUGGACUGUACGUCAACCCCAUGCAGAGAACUUCAGCCACCAGCGCAACGAAUCACAGUUCUUCUGGAGAGGAGAGUUCCGCUUGUUCAGCAUCAGAAGCUGAAACAGCCAACACCGGGGGCUGGUUUCUUCACAACACCAACUCGAACGCCCCAGCAGCAUUAUACCAGCGAGUCCGGGAUCUGUUCCAUUCGCGUUCACCAGGUCCACGAGUCCCGGCUGAAGGUCAGGAGGCUCCUACAAUGACUGUAAAAGCAGAGGUCCAUGGAACAACAGAAGUGACUCAACCACAGGAAAACUCAGACAGCGACAGCGGAGCCGAAGCGACCCGUCGUGACCAUCACUACGAAGACAUUUAUUUGCCACGAGAGGAACACCAGAGGAGAAGGAGCAGUUCUCGUGACUCAGGAAGUCACAGCAGACCUGGAAGUGCUGCCUUGAUAGUUGACUACGGCACCAAAGAGAACAUUGAAACUACAAACAAAGCAUACGAAGAAGUAUCUCCACCAGCACCUGACAGUCAAACGAAGUCCACACUAGCAACCAAAUUAGCAGCGCUUACCCACAAAGCUCAGAACUUUGCUAGUCGCAUAUCAUCAGCAGCGGGCAGCCGUCGAGCAUCAGUUUCCGAGGAACCCAUCGUAGUCCAAGCGUCCGCUUCAUCCGGUGUGUCAUCAGCUGGAUCCACUGGCACCAGUUCUGGUGAUGAAGCUCCACCUCCGCCUCCACCACCUCUCCCUCCAGUGGUGUUGGAGGAACCAGCCCUCAAGCCAUCAGAAUUAAAAAGUAGGCUGGCGGGGCGGCGCGGCUCAGCGGCAUCGGCAGACGACGAGCGACCGCGCGCGCCCAACCUCGUCAACAAGCAGCCCGCGCUCCCCUUCGUGCCGCCGGCCUUCCCGAACAACGCGCCGGACCGCCUCAUCAAACCCUCGGAGUAUUUGAAGACCAUCACGGCGCCCUGCAAGCGCGACGACGGCGCGGCGGAGGCGCGGCCACCGCCCCCGCCGCCCAUCCCGGACAAUGUGCCGCCACCUCCGCCCCAGCCGCCCUUGACGCACCAGCCCCUGGCAGCCAUCAGCAGCGCUGAGCUUACGGCUGUGAGACUAAAGAUGACGGCGACUAAGACGAUGUCAGCUCCUCCGCCAACGCGAUCCGUCAGUCUCCAAUGCCUACCCAGUGCAGCAGAUUUCAGAAGCGCGAAGACGGAUCUGAUCGAGGAGCUGAAGAUGUCGAAGGAUAUCACUGGAAUAAGGAAGUUGAAGGUGGAACGAGCGAGACGGGAGAGCUUGCAGGAUAAGGAGACGUUCACGGAGUUCACCAAACGAUUCACGGCGGAGAACUUUGUCGAUCAGGGUUUUUCACAGAUCCCAGAACGAGACACGGCUGGUAACAUCAUACCCGUGUGGAAGCGACAGAUGCUGGCACGGAGAGCUGCUGAGAAGGCACGGAAAGAUCUGGAGAGAGAGCUCGCUGGAGAGGCGGAGAGACGACGAGCUGCGUCGGUGCCGGCUUGGAAGAGGCAGUUGCUCGCUCGGCGGGAGGAAGCGGAGAGUCGUUUGAGACAAUCACUGUACACUCCUAAAGUUGAAGAGACAAAUGACACAAUGAAACAAAACGUAGACUGGCGCGCGUACCCCGGCUCGCAGCGCGCCGUGUCCAUCGACAACAUUUCGCUCUGCUACGACGCGCCCGCGCAGCCCAUGCGAGCGCCCUCCGAAGUGAAACUCUCCUCGGAGCAUUGCAAUGGUCACUCCACCCUAAACGGUCACCGUGAGAACGAAGAUGAAAACGCUAAAAUAAUCCCCUGGCGAGCUCAGUUACGUAAGACAAACAGCAAACUUAAUUUACUUGAGUAGGUUAAUUAUUGGUAGAAAUGGUAGGAUUCGUAUAGGUCGCUAGUUACAAUAAACUAUGGUUUUUUUUAUAAUGGCAACGUUGUAAAAUAUAAUCACUAUAUUUUAUACGUUGUAAUUAAUAUUCGAAAUGUUGUAAUUUUGUCUAUAACUAAUUUCGAGACGAUAUUUUUUUCGAUCUUUAUUUCAAAUGAGUGUUGCUAUACUACGAUGGUAGAUUUAAUUUUUAUGCCUUAGGAAACUAAAGUGUGAAAAUUAUAACGACAUUUCAUAAUAAAUUUUAUAAAAUGUACCUUAGUUCUGUCACGAUUUUUAACUUUAAAACUUUUAUACUUUUUUAAUGUAACAUAUUAUAAGAAGUAAGAAAGUAAUGUAAAAAUGUAAAUCUUAUUUUUUUUUUAAAUUGUAUAAUCACGAAAUUAUUCAAAUCGAAGAAAUAUUUUUUUUUGUUGUCAUUUAAGAAAUAUUUAUAGAUUUUACUAAUAUGCAAGUGAUAUUAAUGUUGCAAUAUUAGUUUUAAGCUUAACAUACUUUUGCUACAAUCAUGUAAGCUAAAAUUACGAUUGAGUAAGAUUUAAAUCGAUUGAACAAUGUUAAUAAAAA
Messenger RNA from Vanessa tameamea, 4553 nucleotides. It is a transcript of the gene f, whose product is annotated as forked. The coding region runs from base 408 to 3953 and encodes 1181 amino acids. Lineage: Eukaryota; Metazoa; Arthropoda; Insecta; Lepidoptera; Nymphalidae. The record is from RefSeq and is a predicted model, not a curated record. The transcript is spliced from 16 exons. Gene Ontology annotation, cellular component: cytoplasm. Gene Ontology annotation, biological process: actin filament bundle assembly. Gene Ontology annotation, molecular function: actin filament binding.